Salvia splendens (bonfire salvia) is the source of this 579-nucleotide messenger RNA. RefSeq names its product probable carotenoid cleavage dioxygenase 4, chloroplastic. Gene Ontology annotation, biological process: carotene catabolic process. Gene Ontology annotation, molecular function: carotenoid dioxygenase activity. The coding region runs from base 1 to 579 and encodes 192 amino acids. The transcript has 3 exons. Lineage: Eukaryota; Viridiplantae; Streptophyta; Magnoliopsida; Lamiales; Lamiaceae. The record is from RefSeq and is a predicted model, not a curated record. Gene Ontology annotation, cellular component: chloroplast stroma.
AUGGAGAUCAUAUGGCUGCGAAGGUUGUUAACCGAGAUAGGUUUUUCCCCAAAGCGGAAAAGUCAAUUGUUCUGUGACAAUAAGGCGGCGAUUAGCAUCUCAGAAAACCCAGUGCAUCACGAUAGGACCAAGCAUGUGGAAGUAGAUCGACACUCCAUCAAAGAAAAUCUUGAAGCUGGGGUCAUCGAAUUUCCAUUCGUGAAGUCUGAAGAUCAACUUGCAGAUAUUCUUACUAAGGCAGUACAUCAUAAGCAACCGUUGCCUCUCUCGAUUACCAUCUUCACGGAGACGGUGGAGAGACGACAGCUGUCGGAGAAAGCUCUUGAUUUCGCAGUCAUCAAUCCGGCUUAUGCGGCUAAGGAAAAUAGGGAUCCGGACAAUUUGACAGCAGCCGAGGAUGAUGGUUAUUUGGUGACAUACGUUCAUGAUGAUAAUGCUCAAGAAUCAAUGUUUUUGGUAAUGGAUGCAAAGUCGUCUACCCUAGACAUUGUCGCAGCCGUCAAGCUGCCACAACGGGUGCCUGGUGCCUUCCACUGCCUCUUCCUGUCGGAACUCGAACUCCGGAUGGCAUCAUCCUAA